Molecule: messenger RNA, 1669 nt
Organism: Linum tenue
Lineage: Eukaryota; Viridiplantae; Streptophyta; Magnoliopsida; Malpighiales; Linaceae
Source: the annotation of a GenBank genome assembly
UCAAAUGUGUGCAAUUCAAUUUAACACAAAUUUUCUCGUGGGAAAACACACAUUUUUUGGAACAUCCAAUUCUUCCACCCAACCUGGACCCUGGUGCAAGCCAUUUGUUGAGCUGAUUUCCCUCCUCUCUCCUCGUCUCUACCAAGCUUCUUCCCAACAGCACAAUCCCUUCCAAUGAGGCGGGAAGAAGAAGACCCGGUUGUUGGUCUAGUGGGACAAAUGUAGGGAAGGCGGAUCACAGUGUACAUCUGAGCAACAAUCCAGUCCUCGGUGGUUGAAUCAACACCGGGUAAACAGAUCCGGCCAUCUCACUUUGGCAGCCUAAUACAAAGAAAACCCAAACAAACACACUGCAGGCGACCGAACAGAAUGUGAGGCGGGGGUGGAGGAGGAGACGGACCUUAACGGCGGAGAGAGAGCUUUCUCCGCAGCUGUCGCAUUAAACUCCAUCGAAAUCCAAGGGGGUAGAGAUCACCCAUUUUCUUGAGUCUCUUCUCUUCUCUGCUUCCGCUCCUCAAUUUUGAAGAUAGGAGGAUCGGUCUCUGCCGAUUACCCGCCACUCGCCGGCUCCGUAUCCGAAGUCUCAGUCUCUGCAGCUUUCGAUCGCCAGUCGCGCGGCUAGCCUCCAAGCUUGCAGCUUUCGGACAGCUCCUUCCGCAAUUUGUAUCCGUCUUCGUUCUCUUUUUUAAUCUGACUUGGGUGAGGAACGAACCUUGAUUGAAGCUCAAGAACAAGUUUAUGAAUUUGUUGUCCCAUCUUCCCAAAUUGUGUGGUGGGCAUCUUGUUAAUCAUUCAUAGACCAGUAUUGCCUGUAGAUACUGAACUGAUUCAAAUGGGUUGGCAAUGUGGACUUAAGCUGCAGAUGGGAGAAAUCGAGCAGAAGAGGAAAACAGUGUUUGUGACAGUAGGAACAACGUUGUUUGACGCUCUUGUAAAAGCUGUUGAUACUGAACAAGUUAAACAUGAGUUGCAGCGAAGAGGUUACACCCACCUUCUCAUUCAAAUUGGCCGUGGAUCCUACAUUCCGGACAAGUGUGAAGGAGAAGGCGGAUCUCUUGUGGUUGAUUAUUUCACUUUCUCAUCAAGCAUUGCAGAACAUCUUAGAUCAGCAUCUCUUGUCAUCAGUCAUGCAGGGUCAGGUAGCAUAUUUGAGACUUUACGGCUUGGCAAACCUCUCAUUGUAGUGGUAAAUGAAGACUUGAUGGAUAAUCAUCAAUCUGAACUUGCUGAAGAACUAGCCGAAAGGAAACAUUUAUACUGCGCACAUCCACAAGCGCUGCUUGAGACGAUCGCGGAUAUGAAUUUGGAGUCUCUCCUUCCGUAUCCUGCUGGCGAUGCCAAGCCUGUGAUCAAUUUAAUCAACAGAUUUCUAGGUUUCCCAGAUGAUUGAUGAGCCUGUAAAAUUUUGUGAUUCAAGCAGAAAUUCUAAAGCUUAGCCAUUCAGUUGGAUUUGACUCUCUAAGUUUUCCAUGUACCUAACAUGGAUCGUUGGGUGUAACCGGGACAGUAAAAUACAGAUUUUGAGUUAAGAGAACAAACUCACGCCAUUGACGGUAGGCUAACUCGAUAGCUGCUCUUGAUCUGCAGAACUCUGGUUCGUCACUAGAAUAUGGGAGGAUCAUAUAAGAUCAAUUCUUGAUAUGUACUGAUAGCGCAAAUAUUCCUAACA